Messenger RNA from Phialemonium atrogriseum, 2159 nucleotides. RefSeq names its product mitochondrial carrier. Gene Ontology annotation, biological process: mitochondrial L-ornithine transmembrane transport. Gene Ontology annotation, cellular component: mitochondrion. Bases 227 to 1705 code for a protein of 492 amino acids. Gene Ontology annotation, molecular function: L-ornithine transmembrane transporter activity. The record is from RefSeq and is a predicted model, not a curated record. Lineage: Eukaryota; Fungi; Ascomycota; Sordariomycetes; Cephalothecales; Cephalothecaceae. The transcript has 2 exons.
CCCAAGUGUUGGUUUGGCAAGGGGGUAGGUGCAAAAAUAGUAGCAGUGGCUGUAUAGACACAGUUGAAACCCCGGUGGGGGUAGGCUAGUGUGGCCUAUCUGACCCGCCUGCAGGAAGUCCCUGAACCAGGAACUCAAACUUUAAAAAAUCAAAAACACCACCAUUCGUGACCUCAAAAAGCCGACGUCACCACAACAGCCCAAAAAUUAAGAUGCCCGGCCGACCAUGACUGGCAGCGACGCCAGCGGCCAAGACACCGUCAAUGGUGGCCAAGCCCAAGCCCAACCCCUCCUCGGCCCGGGCCUCCUGCCCGUGGUCGUCAUCCCCUCGGGCGACGGCGCGGACGGGGGGACUGGCCUGAAGCCGGCCCCGGCGGGCAGCGCCGCGACGACGGGCGCGUCGGCGGCGUCGGUGCGCGCCCUCACCUCCCAGGCCGUGGCGUUCUACUUCCGCGCCCCCGUCAAGGCCUUCUUCCGCACCCGCGUCGACUACCUCGCCUACGCGCGCACCCUCCAGGAGCAGCACCACCAGGCCGCGAUGGCGGCGGCGCGCGCGUCGGGGGCCGGGAUCGUCGCGGGCGCGCUGCGGUGGAUCAAGUCGCGGGCGCGGGCGACGACGCCGGGGGUGCUGGCCUCGGCGGUGCGGCACUACGGGUGGCGGGUGGUCCCGGACCAGGUGCUGCCGCCGCUGGUGGCCAACGUCGGGGUCGGGGCGGUGCUGUACACGUCGUACCUGCAAAUCCUGGGCCAGCUGCACGAGGAGAGCGGCCCGGCCAGCAGGCGCGUGUACCCGCCGCCGCAGCCGCUCGACGUGCUGGCGGCCGGGUUCCUGGCGGGGGGAAUCCAGAGCGUCGUCGCGGCGCCGCUGGACGCCGUGCAGGCCAGGUACGACCUCGGGAGCAGCGCGGCGGGGAUGACGGGGAGCGGGAACCCGGCUUCUGGGGCUGUCGGUGCGAACGGGAACGGGAUCGGGCGGCCGCAGAGCAUGUGGGCGUUCAGUUACGCCAAGCUGCGUGAGAUCGGUGUGCGGGGAAUCUUUGCCGGCUGGGGGCUGUCGUUCCUCAAGGACAGUAUGGGGAGUGCCGUUUUCUUCUGCACGUUCGAGUACAUGAAGGCGCAGUCAUACUACCGCUUUGUGACGUGGUACUACGGCUCGCUGAACGAGGACACCAUCGUCCUCCUGUCGCGGAAGCGGCCGUCGAAACAACCAGACAGGGAGUCGAUACAGGAUGAUUCCGGCACCGGCACCGGCAUGCCCACACUCAUCAAGCCGCACUACGCCAUCGAGCCGGCCUUCCUGCUACUGGCCGGCGUCAGCGCUUCGUUUGCCCAACAGGUCGCCAUCCACCCGCUCUCCCACGUCCAGGUCGAGCACUGGGAGCGCCUCGAGGUGCUCGACGCGCAGGUCCGGAAGCUCAGCCGCGAGCACGGGUCGGACGCGCCGAGGCAGAGGCUCAGGUGGCGCAUGGUCAGGGCAUAUUAUAACGCGUACCGGGAGACGUGGGCGCAGUGUGCGUCCGAGGCAGAGGCUGCGGGCAUCGGGCUGCGGAGGUGGCUAUACAGGGGGUUCUGGUGGAACACGAUCAGGCAGGUGCCCAGCACGAGCGCGGGGUUGAUCAUCUUUGAGCUGGUGCGGCGGAAGUAUGGGUUUGGAGGGGAUCAGGUUAGGAUCAACAGGGAUGGAUAUGAUAUUCUGCUUCACUAGAUCGUUCGACAGGGUCUGUCUGUCUGUCCGUCUGUUUGUCUACAAACGGGGGAUUGGCGUCUCGGCGUGCAUGGGCUGGCAUUUGGAUUGAUUGGUAUUUCUGAUCUGUAUAACCGUGUAGAAUUGCAUCUCAUUCCUCGAGAUAAAUAAAUAUAAUGGCCUUGUCAAAUACAGGGCAUGGCGGUUGGAGAUCCAUCCGGCGCGACAACUGAGGUGUUGCAUGGCUGUCUUGACCACGGCAGUCUCUGGUCUGCAAUUGCUCUCAUUUGCAGAGAAGAGAACACUGAAAUGGUCACAUUAUCUCCCCCGGUCUCUUGAUUCGCUGUUUUGUUGUUAUCGAAUGUAAUCUGUACUCCGUGAUCGCAAUACCACCCCGCAGUCGAUUGCAGUUGCACAAGUCCGAUUAUUUGCAAGAUUACCCCGCUAUUACGCCGAUCCGGCAAACCCGGUCCCU